AUGAAAUUUGUCGCACUUGGGGUUGUUGAUGGGGAAGUGGAAAUUGAAAUUGAAGCAGUAGAUGUUGAAUCAAAAGUGAAGUUCUGGGAAUCUGUUCUCAUCAUGCAUGUGCUAGGUGAGGAGCUGAGUGUGAAUGUGGUCAAGCUGUUUAUGAAGAAUUGGAAUUUCGUGAAAUUGCCUAAUAUGUUCUACAACGAUGAAGGGUUCUUCAUUCUGCAAUUUCACUCAUUCCAUGAUAAGGACUCCGUCUUGACGAAGGGACCUUAUACAAUUCACAAUCGUCCAAUGUUGCUACGUGAAUGGAAAUCAAACUUCAACAUGAAGAAGGAUAUGCUAAAAACGAUGCCAUUGUGGGUAAAGCUCUUUCAAUUGCCUCUGCAUCUUUGGGGGGCCCGAAGCUUGAGCAAAAUUGGGAGUGCGAUUGACGCACCAGUGGUGACAGAUGAAUUUACGACAAAUAAGCUAAGAGUGUCAUAUGCGCGUAUAUUAGUAGAAGUUGGCAUCACCCUGUCAUACCCUAAUUUUUACCCCUAA
Lathyrus sativus (Indian pea) is the source of this 534-nucleotide messenger RNA. Lineage: Eukaryota; Viridiplantae; Streptophyta; Magnoliopsida; Fabales; Fabaceae. The record is from the annotation of a GenBank genome assembly.